AAGCCUUAAAAUCUUCAAGCCCCCACACUCCAAUACAACCAACUUUUCCUGCUCUCUCUCUCUUUAAUCAUAUUUCUUUGAUUUGAUUAAAGAAAGAGAGAAACAUUCAUAUUUCCUUUGUUCUCAAUCAAUCUCCUCUGUUGUUGCGUUUCUUGAAUCUCUGUGUGUGUUGGAACCCAGAAAAGGAUCUAUGGCGACCAUUAAUGGGUACACUGAGACUGCUCAAAGCUACCAAGCCAAUGGCAAUAAUACUCGGGUGAAUGCUGCGGCGUCUCCGCCGAAACAGCCUCACCCUCCGGAAAAGAGCGUUAAUUCUCAGUCUGUUCUUAAAAGGUUGCAGUCUGAGUUGAUGGCCUUAAUGAUGAGUGGGGAAUCUGGGAUAUCUGCCUUCCCUGAGGAAGACAAUAUAUUCUGCUGGAGAGGGACAAUUAAUGGAAGCAAAGAUACAGUGUUUGAAGGAACAGAAUACAAGCUGUCCUUCUCGUUUCCAAAUGACUACCCAUUUAAGCCCCCAAAGGUCAAGUUCGAGACAUUCUGCUUCCAUCCCAAUGUGGACAACCAUGGAAAUAUUUGCUUGGACAUUCUUCAGGAUAAAUGGUCAUCUGCUUAUGAUGUGAGAACCAUCUUGUUAUCAAUCCAAAGUCUGCUUGGUGAACCAAACGUUAGCUCACCUCUAAACUCCCAAGCAGCCCAGCUCUGGAGCAAUCAAGAAGAUUAUAGGAAGAUGGUGGUGAAGUUGUACAAGCCUCCAACUGUUUAGUUUCAUGUGUUAGGAGUUUCUCAGUUGAAGUUAUAGAAGCCUCUCUUUCUCCUUUGGUCUUUCUUUUUGGAGAAGAGAGACUGAAUUUCUUCUUCUUUUUUUCAUUUACUGUGGGUUACAUUUUUUUCUUCUUUGAUCUUGUUGGAAACUCAUGGUCCUUGCUGAUGAAUGAAUGUUACAAUUGUUGUUUACAGUC
Molecule: messenger RNA, 956 nt
Organism: Corylus avellana
Lineage: Eukaryota; Viridiplantae; Streptophyta; Magnoliopsida; Fagales; Betulaceae
Product: ubiquitin-conjugating enzyme E2 20
Source: RefSeq, a predicted model, not a curated record